Messenger RNA from Klebsormidium nitens, 3097 nucleotides. The record is from the annotation of a GenBank genome assembly. NCBI's taxonomy places the organism in Eukaryota, Viridiplantae, Streptophyta, Klebsormidiophyceae, Klebsormidiales, Klebsormidiaceae.
CAGGUAAGUACCAGGUAGCGCUUUCAAGGCAGCUCCGACCAUGAUCCCAUGACAAUGACGUGACGGCAACGAGAUUGCCCUCCAUGCGCGCGCGCCACCUUCAAUGAGCCUCGCUCAGUGACUGCUACUCGAAGAGUCGAAGUUCAAGAGGGUUCUGGCUUUGCCUCUUUCAACCUCAAGUUGAAAAGGUCCCUGUGCAGUCCUUUCACACGGGCCCUAGUGCUGAUCACAGCUGUCAUGUGGAAGCUGACUGUGCGCACCAGCGCCUAGCCUGCUGAUCAACGGCAAAACUUCUUUGCAGCAGGUGACUGAAAAGUCAGAUUGGGUCUUUGUUAUCAUGUGAGCAAGAUUUUAAGUAUGCAGCUUGAUUACAAACGCUGACGGGCGCGCCGUGGCCAGGAUAGAGGGACUUUUGAGGUGAGCCACUGUACUGGGCUGCACAGGAGUCUCUGACAGGAGACGAGGUCGAUUCCAAAAGUGGAGAUCGCUGCAGUAUAUCGACGGACGGCGCAGCUAGGCCCACAGCAGUGGCCACAUGCAAUGUGGCUGUACGGAAGAGCUCCGAUUUACAUUUUUUUGGUUGGACUAACUAGAGCCUGAAGACUUGCGGAAGAGACAACCUCACGUAGCUAGACAUUGUGGAUAUAAGCAGUAUGGCUUCUCACCGGGUCGAUGCUGAGCAGCCAGAAGCCGGCGUGUCAACCUCUCAAGGGGCAAGUGGUGCCCCAGACUUUAACACCAGCAUUGGUGAAGUCCGCCCACCAGCUUACAGCAUUGAUGACCUGGAGAGAGAUGCCAAAGAAGGGGUGCAAGAGGUGCAGCGCAGAGUGCUCACAGCGAUUCUGGCGCUUAAUGAAAACACAGAAUACCUACGCAGCUACGGGUUGGAUCGAUCGUCCAGCGUGGAAAGAUUCAAAGCUGCGCAUCCCCUGACCACUUACGGCCACUUCAAGCCCUGGGUGGAGCGAGAGGCAUCCAACUUCCAUACGGGAAGCGAACCGAAGAUCCUCUGCGGAGAGAAGAUUGCACACUUUCUGCUGACGUCUGGAAGCACCGACAGCCGGAAGCUGAUCCCCGAGACGGAGGGCUCGUUGACCCGCGCCACGCGGUUGAUUGUUCUGGCGGCCUCCAUCUUUACAAGGUUCUUCGGCGCUGAGUCCAACGCCUACGCGCUGCGCCUGGUCAACAUGACUCGGCCGCAGCCUCUUCCGGGCGGUCUUCAAGCCAUGCAUUUAGUUCCAGCUCUUACCCGGUUUGGCCUCGACAAGUUUCCCGACGCCGUGUCCCGCACCAUGAGCAGCCCCGCGGAGGUAUUCACACUGUUCGACGCGGAGCAAGCCGCGUACUGCCACAUGCUCUGCGCGCUCGCCGGUGCGAAAAAGCUCACCCAGAUGCGGACCUCGUUCGCCGCCAGCUUCGUCGCGGCUUUUCACACUCUGGAGCGGGACUGGCGGGGCCUGGUGGAGGACGUCCGGAGCGGCGGUGUGAAUGCGGCCCGGGUCGGGUCGGAGGAAGUUCGGGCGGCGAUCGCAACGAGAAUGGCGAGGGAUUGCGAGGAUUUGAAGAGUCUUGCGGACGAGCUCGAAGCGGAAUUCCAGAAAGGGUUUGACGGGAUCAUCCCGAGAGUGUGGCCGAAGGUGAAGUUCGUGGAGUGCAUUCUCACUGGGCCAAUGGCACCCUAUCUGGAGCCCCUCAGAAGGUUUGCGGGCCCGUACCUUCCCCUGGUUACGCUAACCUACGGCUCCUCCGAAGCCUUCGUCGGCAUCAAUGUCGACCUCUCGAGUCCCGACCCCAGCACUGCCCGGUACACCGUUCUCCCGAGGGAGGCCUUCUGGGAAUUCAUCCCGGUGGAAGCGACCGGUAGCGAAUCCCCGACCACUCUCGGCCUUCACGAGCUCGAAGUCGGCCGCUGCUACGAAGUGGUACUCACCAACUACGGCGGUCUGUACCGGUACCGACUGGAGGACAUCGUCAAAGUGGAGGCGCACUUACACUCCCUGCCGCAGAUCAGCUUCCAGUACCGCCGGGGCGUGCUCGCGAUCCAGGGCGCGAGCGAGCACGUGACCGAGCGCGACCUCGCGGCCGCGGUCGCGGACGCGGCCGCGGCGCUCGCGCCACGCGCGCUGCGCCUGGUCGAGUACACGACCGCGAUCGACAUGGAGUGCCGGCCGCCGCGGUACACCGUCUUCUGGGAGGUAGAACCUCUACCGGGAAACGCGGCGGGAAGGGUUGAGCUCCCUGCGGAGAACCAGGAAGAGGCAUCGGCCUCGCUCGACGUUGCGGAGUUGGCAGAUGCGCUCGACAGAGCCGUUCAGGCGCAGAACGCGUCGUACGACAUGUCCCGCUCGGUGAAGAAGGAGCUGUCGAAGCUGGAGCUGUGUGUCGUCCGGGCGGGAACAUUCGACGAGCUGUUUCGAUACAAGGUGGCCCAGGGGGCGCACGCCGGGCAGUACAAAGUGCCCCGGUGCCUCAAAACGGAGGACGUGCUUGGGAUAUUCCGGCGGAACGUUCAGCGGAGCUCCGCUCCGGACAGCCAGUGGGUGACCGGGGGGCAAGGCGGGAGUUGAGUACAGCCAGCUUGUAAUAUUCGUUCCUCACGGGAAUACAGAAGCGUCGUGUGCUUGCAGACUACGAAACUGUCCCGUUCAGAGUUACGUAGCGCGCCGUAGUGCCCCGAGUGUCGCGUUAACGAGAACGUACUAGCUACAUUUCUCACGACGUCAGAAGAUGCAGCAUGACUGUCGGUUAGGUGGGUGUGUGUCACUCGUACGCUUUUGGAAGCUUAGGGAAUCGUCAGAAACCACUUUUUUUGCUUCACGUCAAUCGCACAGUCGACCUCAGCUUGAAAUUGAGGUUGAGAACUUGCUUAGGCACGGCAUGUGAGUGGUAUCUCAUCUGGUCGAAAAACAGAUUCUCAUACAGAGUCACGGACUGUCGUUACACGGCUCCAAACUUCAGGAUGCCGGCAUAGAGAGCAUACUUUCUUCCGUAGUCAUUGAAAAUUCACAUGCAGUUUUAUGCAUGCAGAUUAAGCUUUGAAUAUUUUCGCGGUAGUUCUAGUACUUAUCACGUAAUUCUACUCGUCUGUUCACUGUGC